AUGGCGGAACCCACGAGCGCCGACCUCCUAGCUGAAGCGCGCGAAGCAGCCGGUCGCAACCCCGUGACCGGCCGCCCACAGCCCGUUGUCACAGGCAAGAAAGCGAAGAAACAGAAAUUGUCGUUGGAACAACAGCAACAGGCGGCUGAAGAACAGAAGGCCGCGUUCCUUGCUUGGGCGGCAAGACAUCCACAGGAGGGCGGGCGGCCGUAUGAGAGCUACGAGGCUUUUGUGCAGGAGAUGGUGGCGAAGCGGACGGGGAAUGUGGAGCAGCGGACUGGUGAGGGAUAUUAUGCGCCGGAGAGGAGUGUGGGGGAGUAUUAUUCUGGUGGGGUGAGGGAUUAG
Alternaria incomplexa is the source of this 345-nucleotide messenger RNA. RefSeq lists its product as uncharacterized. Lineage: Eukaryota; Fungi; Ascomycota; Dothideomycetes; Pleosporales; Pleosporaceae. Bases 1 to 345 code for a protein of 114 amino acids. The transcript has 2 exons. The record is from RefSeq and is a predicted model, not a curated record.